GCGCUCCUUACAUCAGCAAAACUACAACUCCCAACAUUCGUCACCGGGAGCCUGGGCAGCAUUGCUCGGCUCGCUCGGACGCGGAGCUGCUGCUUAUGCGUCCUUGCAGCGUGUUAUGGAAAUCGUCAAUCCGCUGGAUAAGCAGUUUUAAAUACGGAGAACCACAGCGUGGCGUUUCUUUUCAGCAUUGUUUUUUUUUCAGACCGGGUCUUUCAGCAUGGGUAAUGGCAUCAAUAAGGUCCUGCCUGACUUAUACUUGGGAAAUUUCAAAGAUGCAAGAGACCGAGAGCAGUUAGCCAGAAACAACAUCACUCACAUCCUGUCCAUUCAUGACAGUGCAUCUCCUAUCCUCCAGGAGAUGACCUAUCUCUGCAUUUCAGCAGCUGACCUGCCCACACAAAACCUGACUCAGCACUUUAAACAAAGUAUCAUGUUCAUGCACGAGUCCCGCCUCAAGGGAGAGGGCUGCCUCGUUCACUGUUUGGCAGGUGUGUCCCGCAGUGUCACCCUGGUAGUAGCUUACAUUAUGACAGUGACAGGACUGGGCUGGCAGGAGGCGCUGGCUGCAGUGAGAGUGGUCCGACCUUGUGCCGGCCCCAACCUGGGCUUUCAGCGCCAGCUCCAGGAGUUCGAGGCUACUCAAGCUGAUGAGUUCAGAGAAUGGCUACGGAAGGAAUAUAAGGACAACCCCUUCAAUGAUGAGGCUGAUCUACGUGACUUGCUCAACAGGGCGUCCAGAGUCAGUGGUGAAGAGGUGAAAAAACAUGUAUCUACCCCACCUGGAGGAAUCUGAUCAGAAAUUGUGAUGGGAUCUUUUCUAGCUGGAGUCUGGAGGAUUACACCACAGUGUGAUGCUUAAAUAUUUUGGACCUGUCUGGAAGUCUAAUAUCUUUUGGAGUGGACCACUAUCAGGAUGUUUAUCGCAGCUGGAAUGAUCCUCUAGAUAUCAUGGAUGUGAACACUUGAAGAGACAGUUAUUAUGUAGAGCACACAUUCAUUUUCAGUGUUGAUGGAUGUUUUCAGUGCUGUUUUUUUCUAAUCUGUAAAUGUUGUGAAUUGUGUUUUCUGUACUGCCAUUCUGAUUUUAAAUAGUGAAAUAAAAGGAGUAAAGUCAA
Messenger RNA from Toxotes jaculatrix (banded archerfish), 1115 nucleotides. It is a transcript of the gene dusp22b, whose product is annotated as dual specificity phosphatase 22b. Gene Ontology annotation, cellular component: cytosol. Bases 218 to 793 code for a protein of 191 amino acids. Gene Ontology annotation, biological process: regulation of cell population proliferation; transforming growth factor beta receptor signaling pathway; positive regulation of JNK cascade. Gene Ontology annotation, molecular function: protein tyrosine/serine/threonine phosphatase activity. The transcript is spliced from 7 exons. NCBI's taxonomy places the organism in Eukaryota, Metazoa, Chordata, Actinopteri, Toxotidae. The record is from RefSeq and is a predicted model, not a curated record.